Messenger RNA from Dinoponera quadriceps, 5546 nucleotides. RefSeq lists its product as uncharacterized. Gene Ontology annotation, biological process: signal transduction. The record is from RefSeq and is a predicted model, not a curated record. Gene Ontology annotation, cellular component: cytoskeleton; cytoplasm. The transcript has 10 exons. Bases 1431 to 5000 code for a protein of 1189 amino acids. Lineage: Eukaryota; Metazoa; Arthropoda; Insecta; Hymenoptera; Formicidae. Gene Ontology annotation, molecular function: GTPase activator activity; protein binding.
AAGAUCCCUCCGCACCGAAAUGUGUGAUCUGUCUUGCACCCGACUGCACCCGAGGUGCAGCGCGCUGCUCUAGGGAAAACGCACGCACGAUGGGCCGAUGGUGUUCACAGAUCGAUAGUGAAUUUUUUUUUGCAGUCACCCGUCCCAGUUUUCUCCCUCCCUCCCUCUCCUUUCGUCUCUCUUUAUCUUUCGUGAUCUCUGUCGCUCUUCGUCAUUGUAUAAACAGAGAGAACGAGAAGAGGAGACAGAAAGAAAGAAAGAGAGAAAAGACUCGCCGCCAUCGCUUUCCUAAUGAUAAACGAGUGAUUUCCCGCUGCGCUUGUUCCUUCGCGAAACGCGCUUUCGCGCUGAAGUUAGCCGUCGUCGCGAUUGGGCGGGUCUCUCUCUUUCUCUCUCGCUCGUUCUGUCCGUUGCGCGUGCAUUUUCGUAGUCCGCGAUUUAGGCUCGUCCACGUUACAUAGCUCGCGCUUUUCCACCAGAUAUCACGCCUUCGCGUUUCCCUUUCCGCAGCCGUCACUUGUGUCUCUCUCGCCUUCUGCCCUUUUUUCCUCUUCUUUCGCAAGCAAACGUGCGCGCUCCGCACAUACGCUCUCGAUCUACGCGCGGAUGGAUUUCCGCGGCCUAUUUCAGCCAAUUAAACGGCCAGCAUGACAUCAGAGCAGAAAGCGUCUCUCUCUCUCUCUCUCGUUGCAUCGCGGUCCAACAUUCCUAUCAAUUUGCGGACCCGUCGGGGGCGGGGUGAAGCGAACGGGCGAAAGCACCCUCCUUCCUUCGUUCGCCCCGGAUUUAUCGGUCUCGCGCGCCUUCGUCGAGAAUAAUCGCGCACCACGAAUCUUAAGCGGCCCCUUUUCGUCCCCUCCACCCCUCCUCCUGCCCGUCUAUCUGUCCGUCCGUCCAUCCAUCCAUCCAUCCAUCUGUCCGUUCCGUGGUAAGGGCGAUUUUUUCCCCGUGGUCGAGUCGUUGCGCGAUCACUCGCGUUCCGCCCGACGUUCCAAUUAGUUCCCCGAUAUUGCUGUCGGGCUGCUGGUGCACGUACUACUACUACGUGCUCGCGGUGUGCGAUAUCUUUCUCCUUUAUUCCGACGAGAUCGCCGUUCCCAUCGCGGUUACGGCGCUCGGAUGUAAAAAAAAAAAUAAUGGACGCUGCGGUACUAUCAGUCUCUCUGCAUCGAUGCGACGACGAUGCUCGUGUCCGCGAGUUACGCUCGAGAUACUUUUGACAUAUCGAUCCUGCCUUAUGACUGUCUCUCCCUCCAAGUGCAUACGCGCCACUUGUAAACGACCUAAAGACGGUUCCGAGAGCGUGUACUCCGUAGGAAGUGAAAGUUUAAGGGAAAAGAGUGAUUUGCAGCGGUUGCGUAAGAUUUGAUACGGUUUCGAGCCCAGUAGGGAUUCGCGGUCGGAGGAGAUUAUUCUUCUUUUCACGGGAAAUGUUAACGGAUGACAAUUGCAGUAGGAUGGAAUGGGUGGAGAUCAUAGAGCCACGCACCAAGGAACACAUGUACGCUAACCUGACCACGGGAGAAUGCGUUUGGGAUCCUCCGCCAGGUGUACCAGUAAAAAAGACGGACAACAAUCAGUGGUGGGAGUUAUUUGAUCAGAACACCUCGCGAUUUUAUUAUUACAAUGCGACAUCACAGAAAACCGUGUGGCACCGCCCGACCGACUGUGACAUCAUACCACUGGCGAAACUUCAGACAUUGAAGCAGAACACGGAACCUCCGAGCGGCAGCACGUCUGACGCUCAAAAAGUAACCGAGCCGAGGAAAAAGGAGUCGGUUUCGACGCAAACGCAGACUCCCUCAGUCAGCCGGUCGACGCGAUUCAAUCACCAAGAGAGUCCGAAUUUGGCUCCGACGCUGCAAGUUGGCAGCGCGAACAAAACGCGAACUUCUACGGUCGGCGUCGACCUUCAGACAUCCCCUCCCUCCCCGUCUCCGUCUUCGAGGCGUCAUCACCACCACCAUCAUCAUCACAAUAAUAGGCACCACAGGCACCAUGAAGUACCUACUGCACGCAGGCAACACAAUCACUCGCAGGACUCUGGCAGAUCUAGCGACAGUUCCGUCUCGCACAGUAGAACUUCUCUGGAGUCGACCAGUUAUCGUCUGUUGGAUUCGCCGCACAGGCAUCAUCAUCGUUCGGCCGCACAAACGCCGGCGAGCACCGCGCAAUCGUCCCCUCGGCAGCACAGCGGCACUUUAGAAACCAGGUGCCACAAAAGUGGCACUUUGGAAAGCGUGAAGAAUCAAAAGUCGGUGUCGUUAGGGGAACCACCGCCAUUGGGCCUGUCACUUUCGACCAGCACGCCGCUUUUCAAGAAGAAGACGUUCAGCGAUCCACAACGCGAAGGUAGGACGGGGAAUUUGGACCUGGACAAAAGUAAAAAUGGUAGGGAAAGUAGCAGAGGCUCGUACGGCCCCGAGCCGAGCACCUCGCCGUAUCGCGAGUCGAUGAUGGAAUCCCGAGUCUUCAGGCAGGAAAUGCCGCCAUAUCGUCCGCCGGAGGUACAGCUUAGCCAUAGUUACAAGUCGCAGGGUGAGAAAUACGGUUCCUUGGUGGAGAGCGGCAAUCGUUACCACAGGGAGAUGCAGCAUCACCGUGAACGCGUCAAUAGUCUCGACAAGACGAACCCGCCAGCCUUUUAUCCAAGUUCCAUGCAUACGAGAAACGUGAAUAAGCAGGAUAAUACGGGUAGCAUAGGUAGGAGGCAUCACGGCUGCUCGGCGUCACUCUCGGAAGCGAAUGUCAGGGACAUGUAUGGUGCAAUGUUGUCCGAGAGGAACGAUCCGGCCAAGAGUCUCGGUCGAGCGGCCGGGGUGCACAGUAGUAACUCAUCGAAGCAGAGAGGAGGCCUUGAAGCUGUGGAGAGAGACCGGGAGAAGGAGUACCGAAGAAACACAGCGUGCAAUAAUUCACUGGACUGUGUACCGCAGCCGUUGGGACGCAGUUACAGUUUCGUACAACAGCAGAAGCAGCAGCAGAAGCAACAGCAGCAGUUGCAGCAAGCUAGCAGGAGGAGGGAACGGGACGACGAUUCCAUGCACGAGCGUUACUUGAUCAGUCAGACCCACGAUCAGUCCAGGCAGCGACUCAGUAGCAACACUAGCAGCAGCAACAGCAGCAAUAGCAGCAGCAACAGUGCCGUAGGCGAAGAGACCGAGGGUCACGCCGAGGGCGACAACGGCAAGAAGAAGAGGAGCAACGGAAAUCCCAGUCCGCCACCGUCGCCGUUCUACGGUAACCUUCUGGCCGAUGCCGAUCACUUGUUACCGUUGCAGCAUUAUAUCCUCCAACAAGCGAAGUUAUCAGGUUGUUACAAGUUCGGGGAUCCUCUACUAGUGGAGGAAGGGGAAGAUUCGCUGGAUGAAGAAGGUGGCAGGGGCGAAGGUAUCGGCGGGAGAGUCGAUGACGAUUCGGACGAUCAGUUCGCCGACGACGAGGCGGCCAGCAAUCAGGGCGAUUCUUCCAGUCAAGAGUAUCUCGAGGAUCAUUAUGCCGACUUAAGAAACUACGACACCGCGGGUCUGGCGACUUACUACAACACGGCCGACACUUUGACGAGGCCGCGGCCGCCCUCGCCGCCGAACAUCGUGUCCCAGAUAGAAGCGAGAGACAGCGUGGUGACCACGAGGCAAGUCUCUUUACCAACGGCCACCUCGGUGACCUCAGCCGCUACUCCGAGUAUCGGCACGACGAUUGACAACACUGACCUGGACGAAGCGCGGCGGGAUGACAGCAUGGGCGGCGGCGACAUCGAGAAGUACGCGCAGGACAAUCUCAAUCUGAACUGCGGCAGACCGAAGGGACUGAGGUUGUUGUUUCGAAAGAAGUUCAGCGUGCGGGAUAUUCUCAGCUGGUCCAAGGACCCGAUUCCGCAGCCCAUGCUCGCGAUGGUGGACGGCGAGAAGUUACUCAAGCGGGAAGCUUGCAAUCUGUUCCGCCUGGUCCAGGUGUACAUGGGCGAUCGUAAGGCCAACGUCGGCAUGACGCUGGACGGAGUCGCCAUGGAUAUUGUGAACACCGCGUUCUCGAAGCCGCCGUUGCGGGACGAGCUCUACGUUCAGAUCUGCCGGCAGACGACGGAGAAUCCACGGAAGGAGAGCCUGCGACGCGGCUGGGAACUAAUGGCUGUGUGUCUGGCCUUCGUGCCGCCUAGCGCCACGUUCGAGCCCUACCUGGAAGGUUACAUGAACAGGCAUCGCGAUCCCAACUUCCAAUUUCCCGAGGUCGCUAAAUGGCCGAUACACGUGCAAGUCAGCCAUUAUGCGACUGUGGCCUGCAGGCGAUUGCAGCGGAUCGGCGCGCACGGCAAACGACAACCUCGCAAGGCCACGGUGGAGGAUAUCGAUCAAGCAAGGAUACAAAUCUUCCGCGCAUCCAUGUUCGGAGCGACGCUCUCGGAAGUGAUGGCUUUGCAAAGGGACCGUUACCCGCUUAGAGAGUUACCAUGGAUACAGACUACGUUGACACGUCAAGUGUUGGUGCGCGGCGGCACCCUGACCGAGGGUAUCUUCCGAGUGUCCGCGGACGCUGACGAAGUCAGCGCAUUGAAGUCUUGUCUGGACAAAUUCGAGGACGGCGCGAUUUUGGCAGCUUCCCAGGACGCCCACGCGCCCGCUUCUCUGCUGAAAUUGUGGGUGCGUGAAUUGUAUGAGCCGUUGAUACCGGAUUCCUUCUACGUGGAGUGCGUGUCGAUGCGACACGACGACCCGGAAGCCUCCGCGGCCAACGUAGCUGCUCUUGUCGAUCGUCUGCCGGAUCUUAACCGUCGUGUGUUGUGUCACCUGAUACGCUUCCUUCAGAUAUUCGCUAGACCCGAGGUGGUCGCCCGCACUAAAAUGGACGCCAAUAAUCUCGCGAUGGUGAUGGCGCCGAAUGUAUUACGAUGCACCUCCCAAGAUCCUCGAGUAAUCUUAGAGAACGCACGGAAGGAAAUGGCCUUCGUCCGUACUCUCAUCGAGUCACUAGACACCGCUUGGGUCGAUGAUCUUCACUGACCAUCCUAUCGCGUUAGAGAAAAGUCCGCUCUAGACUACUAUGCCAAAUGAAUCAGCUGUAUAGUCACGUCUAUUGUUAGUUAUCUCUCACUGUUCUCGAUUUGUCUUCACUCUUCUUGUUUGUUCCAUUGUCACCGAUCCCCCCCCCCCCCNCCCAUAGUCCUAUAUAAAUGUUCGUAAUGGUAAUUUAGUGCUAAAGUCUUACCAAGCUAAUCACCAACCCGAGACCUUGAUUUUCCGAUCCUUAUUUCCUAUUUAUUAUUUAUAUACAGAUUCUAUGUUAUGUAACAGAUAGAGAUUAUUAGAUUAUAUUAUGUAUAUCGCUAUAUAUCAUAUUAUAUAUUUUACCAACCCUUGUUACCGCGUCAAACAAACGUGGACGGCUUUUUUACUCGAUCAUUGUUGAAUCUCGUGUAAGAUAAAAAAAAAUACAUCAUGUGUUACCGUGUAUAGCUGCGCUCCGCGAUGAUCUUUUUGUAUAAGCGACGGAUUAACGUGUAAAACGUUUGUCGAGGAGUAAAUACUGCGAAAGAUUAGCAAGCUGUA